UUCAGCUGCACGCCUGCUGCGAAGCUAAUCCCGUUGCCGCAGGUAGGUAAUAUUCUAGCCAACUUUAUUCCGGCCGAGGUCGGAUCUCCACCAUCAGAGCAUGUCAGCUCAGAGCACAGGCCCCUGAUUGGACCGCAACUAUACUGGGUACAUUUUCCCCCGCUUCGAGUCACAUUUCAAGGCCCAAAAAAAGACUCGAAGCCAGACUAUGCGAACAGAUGAGGAUCUAAGGAAACAAGCAAGCUCCUUGGCAGCAGUCUUCCUUGCUCAGAUCCUCCCGUACUCCCGGCGCGGCAGCGAUCAAAACCCCCAUCAACCUCAGUCUCCAUGGCUACUUGCCCGCCUUCCAUCACGCCGCCAGCUUCAGACUCGGUGCCGCCGUCAUUACCCCUCAUAACCCGGAUCCAAGGAUCCAGAGCCAGGCUGAAUCAGUGACUGACCCCCAAUCCCCAAUCCCCAAUCCCCGACACCCAUGACCUCCCCGACAGCCGACCCCGGCCCGGCCAGGGCCCCGUCGAGCCUGCAAGACCUCCCCAACGAGCUCCUCCAGACCAUCGCCUCGUUGCUUAUUCCCGACCCACCCGCGACUACCCGCUUCUCGCUGCGACCAGUCCUCAGCUGGGAGUUCCGGGACGCCGACGCCCAGUGGGCCGCGUGGAAGAGCCGGCACCGGGACCUGCAGGCGCUGGCCUGCACCAGCCAGCGCAUGACCGCCAUCGCCGCCGCGCACCAGUACCACACCAUCGUCGUACACAGCGGUGUCGGUCUGGUGCGCCUGUUCCGCCAUCUCGUCGACCGCCCCGACGCGAGGAGCUGCAUCCGCUCGCUCUCGUGCCUCGUCAACCUGCUUGACUCGGGCGUCGUCAGCGACGCCCGCCGCGAAUUGGCCCUGUUGAUCGGAGAUGGCUUCCGGGUCCCGCCGGAACUGCUGUCGAGGCCCGCGACGGCGGCGGAGGGGGCGCCGGCCCGCCCGGCCCCGGUCCCGAGCCCCGACAACAGCAUCGCGCUCGCGCUGUUCAACUUCGUCGUCGGCUACGCAGACAGGCUAGACGAUCUCCUGAUGGCCCAUCCCGACCAGAGCCGGGCAGUAGUGCACCCGGCCUUGAUCGACCUCCUGUUCGACAUCCCCGGCCUCUCGACUGCAAAGGUCGCAGCCCACCCUCGUGAGCCCCUCCUCUUCCCUGCCAAGGCGUCAAUGCAGCGCCUGGCCUCUCUACGACUGUAUUGCAACCGGGAGGGAUCGGGGCGGGACGACACGUUCUCGCAGGUCUUCGCCCGGUACGUCGUCUCCAUCCUGCCGGAGCUGCCGGGCCUGAGCACGCUCGAGUUCUGCUGCGACUCGGCGACCGCGUGGUCGCGCCUGCUGCGCGCGCCGGCCUACCCGGCCCUGCCCAACAUCCGGCACGUGCGACUAUACGGGAGCCGGAUCCGCGAGCCCGAGCUCGUGGCGCUGUGCGGGGCCUGCACCGGCCUGGAGACGCUGGUCGUGCACUUCGAGGACAAGUGCGACGACGAGUUCGACCGCCCCAGGCUGCCCGGCGGGCGGACGCUCAACGACGCCCUGCUCGGCCUGGCCGAUAGUCUGCGGCAUCUCGAACUGGUGACCGUGUCCGACGGCCACUACCUGACCCGCGGGAGGGAGCGGCCCCGCAAACCCGAGAACCACCGCCUCACCUGCUUCCCCGCGCUGCACAACCUCCGCAACCUCUCCGUCGACUACCGCGGCCUCUUCGGCACGCUGGGCGCCCUCGAAUACGAGGACGGGGAGGCGUUGCCCGGGCUGCUGCCUGCAUCGCUGCGCAACUUCACCCUGGUCUGCGAGUGGGGCGCCGACAAGGACUUCAAGCAGAGUUACCUUGCCGACCUAGAAGUCAUGCUCGACGGCGUGAAGCUGCUGUGCUGCUCCGGAAGACAGAAAUUAUCCAGCAUCACGCUAAUGAUGCACUCGUGGCCCGAGACGAGCAAGUACAGGAGCAAGUACCGGAGGAACAUGGUACAAGUCAAGGCGACGUGCGACGGGGCCGGAGUCCGGUUCAGGGCCCCCGAGCUCCCGCCGGCAUACCGGGACGAGGACGAGGCCGGCGAGCUGGACGGCGACGGGGACGGGGACGAGGAGGACGAGGACGGGGACAACGAGGGCGAGUAUGAGGAGGAAGAGGAAGACUCGGAAUACUACUUCUCCGGCGACGACGAGGCCGACCCCGAGAGGGACGCCAACCGGCCGGCCUCGUUUGAGGAGUUCCUACAGCUCCUGGGGGACGACCACGGCCACGACGUCGACGAGCUAUACCAUGCCUACUACUACGAGGACCGGUGGGAUGAGUAUCUGUUCUGAGGUCCUGAUGGCCCAUGACGCUCGUGACCGCCGAGAGGCGCAGGAAAGGAAAAACGGAUCGCCAUCUGGACCACGCCAAUGCACCACUGCCUACUCCCGCACGUACAUUAGCCCUGCCGGCACAUGCUGGGUGCCUGGCGAAGUGUCUGACUGGCUCGCUUAGACCCGACCGAAGGCGAUCGAAGCCCUCCCAGACCUCAAGUAUGCAGCUUUCCCAGACAUGGGGGUAGGGGAGGUCAGAUGGUCAAUAUGGCU
Molecule: messenger RNA, 2590 nt
Organism: Phialemonium atrogriseum
Lineage: Eukaryota; Fungi; Ascomycota; Sordariomycetes; Cephalothecales; Cephalothecaceae
Exons: 1
Coding region: 473-2335 (620 amino acids)
Source: RefSeq, a predicted model, not a curated record